UUGCAUCUAUACAGUGCAUUUUAUCUACACAUCUAUGCGCUGAAAUGAAUUUUAAUUUAUAACGUAUUUAUUGUUUAAAUAAAGUAAUUAACUCGUCUUAGUGUAAUACUCAGAGCCUCCAAUUAUUAAUUUAUCGUCUAAGUGGCACUAGUUAAAUAUUUCAAAAUGCCAAAAGUAGUUUCUCGCAGUAUAGUGUGUUCGGACACCAAAGACCAAGAAGAGUAUAACGAGGAGAAGCCCCUGCACUCGUAUUACUGUUUGUGCGGUCAGAUGACGUUGAUAUUGGAUUGUGCUUUGGAAAAACUACCACUACGCAAACGCGAUGGGGCCCGAGUAGUUGAUGGCUCUAAACAUGCCAAUAAAAUGACCUACGAUCAAGAUGAAACCGUGUACUUGAAACGACAAGAAGGCAUCGAAAAACAACAUAGAUUGAAGUGCAAAAAAUGUGGUUUAUUUUUGUAUUAUAAACACCAGACAAAUAAUAAUGUUUAUUUUAUUGUAAAUGGGGCUUUGGUCAAAUGUACAGGUGAGGGUCCUAAAAUGGAUAUCUAUAAUCAAGUGGCUGUUGAAAAACCAAAGAAAAUCAUGGUCACUAAACAUACUAAGAACAUGGGGAAGUUUAGUUCAGUAACAGUAUCAACUAUUGAUGAAGAAGAAGAUGAAAUUGAAGCGAGAGAAGUAGCAGAUUCAUAUGCCAACAAUGCGCGUAUAAUUGAAAAGCAGUUAGAGAGGAAAGGCAUGAACAAACGCAAGACAACAGAAUUCGUAGAACCAGAAAUCACAUUAGAUAUAAAAAGACACGCGCGUGGUACAUUGCUAGAGAAAUAAUAUUUUGUAAUUAUAUUUUUAUGAUUUAAUGUUUAUAAUGUAAUAUUUCUCUGUUAUUUUUAAAUAAAUAAAUGUUUGACUUGUGAU
Molecule: messenger RNA, 915 nt
Organism: Rhopalosiphum maidis (corn leaf aphid)
Lineage: Eukaryota; Metazoa; Arthropoda; Insecta; Hemiptera; Aphididae
Product: UPF0428 protein CXorf56 homolog
Exons: 4
Coding region: 166-828 (220 amino acids)
Source: RefSeq, a predicted model, not a curated record